Messenger RNA from Tupaia belangeri chinensis (Chinese tree shrew), 3977 nucleotides. It is a transcript of the gene CNNM1, whose product is annotated as cyclin and CBS domain divalent metal cation transport mediator 1. The record is from RefSeq and is a predicted model, not a curated record. Lineage: Eukaryota; Metazoa; Chordata; Mammalia; Scandentia; Tupaiidae. Gene Ontology annotation, molecular function: transmembrane transporter activity. Gene Ontology annotation, cellular component: plasma membrane. Gene Ontology annotation, biological process: magnesium ion homeostasis; transport.
AGUUCGAGGAGGGCGCCCUACCGCUAGAGUAGGAGGCCAUGCUCCAAGCCAAGCCUACCCUAGGCUGCUGCUCAGAUACCGAAGUGUGUCCAGAUUAUACGCACGGUGCGGAGAUGUUUGGCCAUCUUCAGCCUCCCGGGGGGAACCCCUGUCCAGGAGGGCUUUGAGCCCCGACUGCCUCCAACCCACGCGCACAGGGGGCGUACACGUGGUGACCUGCCCCGGGCAGUGUUCCUGGCUCCGGCUCCUCCUCCCUCCAGCUCUCAGCUUUCUGCAGUAUCACGUGCAGCCGCGCCGGGUGCAGGAUGGCGGCUGCGGCGGCGGCGGCAGCAGCAGCGGUGGGUGUCGGACUCCGGGACUGCUGCAGCCGCGGCGCUGUACUCCUGCUCCUCUUCUCCCUGUCUCCUCGACCCCCGGCCGCUGCUGCCUGGCUGCUAGGCCUGCGACCAGAGGACACCGCUGGAGGCCGCGUGUCCCUGGAGGGGGGCACUCUGCGCGCGGCGGAAGGCACCAGCUUCCUCCUGCGCGUCUAUUUCCAGCCUGGGCCCCCAGCGCCAGCGGCGCCGGUGCCCGCACCCACCGUCUCCCCUGGGGAGAACGGCACCGGCGACUGGGCUCCACGGCUUGUAUUUAUCGAAGAGCCCCCGGGCGGGAUUGGUGUGGCGCCCAGCGCGGUCCCCACGAGACCCCCGGGACCGCAGCGCUGCCGGGAGCAGAGCGACUGGGCGUCCGACGUGGAGGUCUUGGGACCCCUACGCCCCGGGGGCGUGGCGGGCUCGGCCCUGGUGCAGGUGCGAGUGCGGGAGCUGCGCAAGGGCGAGGCGGAGCGGGGAGGCGCGGGCGGUGGCGGGAAGCUCUUCUCGCUGUGCGCCUGGGAUGGGCGCGCUUGGCACCACCACGGCGCCGCCGGCGGCGUCCUGCUGCGCGGCCCCCCCUACGGCCCAGGCGGGGACCUGCUGCCCCCCGCGUGGCUGCGAGCGCUCGGGGCGCUCCUGCUGCUCGCCCUGUCUGCUCUGUUCAGCGGCCUGCGCCUGAGCCUGCUGUCGCUGGACCCGGUGGAGUUACGGGUGCUGCGGAACAGCGGCUCGGCCGCCGAGCAGGAGCAGGCGCGCCGCGUGCAGGCUGUGCGCGGCAGAGGGACCCAUCUGCUCUGCACCCUGCUCCUGGGCCAAGCCGGAGCCAACGCGGCCCUGGCGGGCUGGCUGUACGCCUCGCUGCCGCCGGGCGUCGGGGUCACGGGGGAAGACUACAGCGAGGCAGGGGUUCACUUCCCGUGGCUGCCCGCGCUCGUGUGCACGGGCGCCGUGUUCUUGGGCGCCGAGAUCUGCCCUUACUCGGUGUGUUCGCGGCACGGGCUGGCCAUCGCCUCGCACAGCGUGUGUCUGACCAGGCUCCUGAUGGCGGCGGCCUUCCCAGUGUGCUACCCGCUGGGCCGCUUGCUGGACUGGGCGCUGCGCCAGGAGAUCAGCACCUUCUACACGCGGGAGAAACUGCUGGAGACGCUGCGGGCCGCGGACCCUUACAGCGAUUUGGUGAAGGAGGAGCUCAACAUCAUCCAGGGAGCCCUGGAGCUGCGCACCAAGGUGGUGGAGGAGGUGUUGACCCCUCUCGGAGACUGCUUCAUGCUGCGCUCUGACGCGGUGCUCGACUUCGCCACCGUCUCUGAGAUCCUGCGCAGCGGCUACACUCGCAUCCCAGUAUACGAGGGCGACCAGCGGCACAACAUUGUGGACAUUCUGUUUGUCAAGGACUUGGCCUUCGUGGACCCCGACGACUGCACCCCGCUCCUCACCGUCACUCGCUUCUACAACCGGCCCCUGCACUGCGUCUUCAAUGAUACCCGGCUGGACACGGUGCUGGAGGAGUUUAAGAAGGGAAAAUCGCACCUGGCCAUUGUCCAGCGGGUGAAUAAUGAGGGAGAAGGGGACCCCUUCUAUGAGGUCAUGGGCAUUGUCACGCUGGAGGACAUCAUAGAGGAGAUCAUCAAGUCAGAGAUCCUGGAUGAAACUGACCUGUACACCGACAAUCGGAAAAAGCAGAGGGUACCACACCGGGAGAGGAAGCGGCAUGACUUCUCCUUGUUCAAGCUCUCUGACUCGGAGAUGAGGGUGAAGAUCUCGCCACAGCUUCUGCUGGCCACCCACCGCUUCAUGGCCACAGAAGUAGAGCCGUUUAAGUCUCUGUACCUUUCGGAAAAGAUCCUGCUCCGGCUCUUGAAGCAUCCCAACGUGAUCCAGGAGCUGAAGUUUGACGAGAAGAACAAGAAGGCCCCGGAGCACUACCUGUACCAGCGCAGCCGCCCAGUGGACUACUUCGUGCUGCUUCUGCAGGGUAAAGUGGAGGUGGAGGUUGGGAAGGAAGGCCUUCGCUUUGAGAAUGGAGCCUUUACCUACUAUGGCGUCCCAGCCAUCAUGACUACUGCUUGCUCAGAUAAUGACGUGCGGAAGGUUGGGAGUCUGGCUGGAUCCUCCGUCUUUCUGCCUGUCUCUGUGUCUCGUACCUUCGCCUUCAGCAGAGGGGACUCUCUGGCAGGCUCCCCAGUAAACCGGUCCCCUUCUCGCUGCAGCGGGUUGAAUCGCUCCGAGUCUCCAAACCGCGAGCGCAGCGACUUUGGGGGGAGCAACACGCAGCUGUACAGCAGCAGCAACAACCUCUACACGCCCGACUACUCGGUCCACAUCCUCAGCGAUGUGCAGUUCGUGAAGAUCACGCGGCAGCAGUACCAGAACGCGCUCACCGCCUGCCACAUGGACAACUCGCCCCAGUCCCCCGACAUGGAGGCCUUCACUGACGGAGACUCCACCAAGGCCCCCACGACCCGGGGCACACCCCUGACCCCCAAGGACGACCCUGCUGUCAUGCUCCUAAACAACAGGAGCAGCCUGCCGUGCAGCCGCUCGGAUGGGCUGAGGAGCCCUGGCGAGGCCGUGUACCUGAGGAUGGAGGAGAUGGCCUUCACGCCAGAGGAGACGGCGCCCUCACUGUCACCUGCAGCUGCUCCCACAAGAGCAGCGUCAGACAGUGACUGCUGUAAUGUUAACCUGGAUGCAGAGACCAGCCCUUGCAGUAGCGACUUCGAGGAAACCAUGGGCAAGAAACUGCUGAGAACCUUGAGUGGUCGAAAAAGGAAGAGGUCAUCGGAUGGGGAGAGAACCUCGGAGGAGAACUCCAAUUUAACGCCUCUCAUCACAUGACCGGGCAAAGACGGCAUUCGUGGGGCGUGUGGGAUUCCAGAGCUUUGGGGGAGAACCCACCCUCUCACCCUCUGCUUCCCCGAGGCCUCCCCCAGGUGACAGAGCAUCUGCCUUCCUCUCCACCCCUCGCUGCCAGUUUGGCGCCUUUUCCCUCAUUGCCUCCAGUUGGAUUCAGAGCCUCGCCGUGGCCAGUAGAGAAGGAGGUGCCUUUAAUGGAACAUGCUAGAAAUGAUCUUGUCCACGGCACGGUCUGGGACUGGAGAAGAGGGAACCCCAAGCUGACAGUGCCACUCUGGGACCCCUGGUGUUCUCUGGGGUCCCCUGAUACCAUAUGAGACCCAUGUCCUGGGACGCACCAUUCUGUCCUCCAGAGCAAAAUGGUAACUUUCGACCACAUCUCAUACUUAGCUUAGCUCAGAGGGCGCCGCUGGCAGCCGGGCACCGAGGUGGAGCUCAAGUGUGCAGGCUAGUUCAGGGGCUGGACCAAGAAUUCCUCUCGAGCGUUAGAGCAAUAGGCCUCGGCCACGUUGGUGGGUGACGUGACAGUGCAGUCGGUGACUGGUUUCCUGUCACAGAAGGGUCCCAGCAGCUCGCUGAAGUGUGUCUCAGCUGGAAUGGAAGGAAUGUGAGAGGGAACCUCAAGUCACUGUUGUUCCCAGGGACACAUCUGCUUUGGCUCCUGGUCAGCAGACAUCAGUCAAUCAAUCUGCUAUGGAAAAGGAGAAGCAGAGGGACGCAGUUGGGAGCCAGAGAUGGAACUUCACGUUUUAAGUGCAAAUCAAA